GACCGGUCGCUGUACGUGGUUAGCACAGUCAUCGUGCUGUGCAUCGUAGCCCUGGCGCUGGGCUACAUCUUCACGACGACAGAUGAUGCCAGGCCGACAUCGACGGCCAUCACGACUGCGGGGUCUCCAGCACCGGUGGAAACAACUUCCUCGACUACUACGAACGCACCAGACAAACAAGGUGAGGUACGCAAGGUCCAGGAACCUUAACAUGUUCGCCAUCUUCAGCGCACAGCUGAUCCCUAAACUGAACCGACAGUUCCAUCUGCUGAAUUUCACUCUUCCACGUGUACCAGUGAGGAGUCGGCUGCAACGAAUCAUCCCGCAACAGCAUCCGGGCCCCGAUGACUCAGGAAGUGAAUCUGACUUGCCAGCCUUGACGGCAUCCUCAAUCACUGAGUCAGAGGCUGAGCCACUGGGAAGUGAAGUGUCUGUGGAAGCCGCCGAACACCGCGGCAAAUCUGGCGCGGUAAAGGUGGCACCGCCUAAGUCUGCCAAGCUUCAGCGGAAAACCCGUGGAAGUGGGUCAAACUUCGGCGUCGGGAAAAAGCCCGCUUCCCCAAAAGCCCCACAUCCCCCCGAAUGAAAAAAAAAUCUGGCAUCCUCAACCUGUCAAAUAAAUGUGCUACCCAGGACAUUCUGUGAUCAUGUUAGGAUGUUAAAUAUGCUGCUUCCAGAAAUGCGCUUCCAGAA
Messenger RNA from Dermacentor silvarum, 693 nucleotides. RefSeq lists its product as uncharacterized. Bases 83 to 586 code for a protein of 167 amino acids. The record is from RefSeq and is a predicted model, not a curated record. The transcript is spliced from 4 exons. Lineage: Eukaryota; Metazoa; Arthropoda; Arachnida; Ixodida; Ixodidae.